Messenger RNA from Eptesicus fuscus (big brown bat), 754 nucleotides. RefSeq names its product bone marrow stromal antigen 2-like. Lineage: Eukaryota; Metazoa; Chordata; Mammalia; Chiroptera; Vespertilionidae. Gene Ontology annotation, molecular function: metalloendopeptidase inhibitor activity. Gene Ontology annotation, biological process: defense response to virus; innate immune response. The record is from RefSeq and is a predicted model, not a curated record. Bases 70 to 663 code for a protein of 197 amino acids. The transcript is spliced from 5 exons. Gene Ontology annotation, cellular component: Golgi apparatus; cell surface.
AGCUCCAGCAAGUAGAAAGUUCCAGCUUUCUUUCCGAACUCCCUCUCAGGCUCCCCUGAAUCCCUCUGGAUGGCACCCACUUUUUACUGCCACCCUCCUGUGGCCAUGGAUGAGUACCCCAAGAAGCUGGGGGACCGCAAGCUGCCAGGGCGGGUGUGGAUUGUGGGGAUCCUGCGGGGCCUACUGGUGGUAGGUCUGCCUGUGGCAGUAAUCAUUUUGGCUGUCAAGGCCAAUAGCCCAGCUUGCAAGGAUGGCCUCCGAGCUGAGCAGGAGUGUCGAAAGAUCACCCACCUCCUGGAGCAGGAGCUGACCCAGACCCAGGACGUCUUGCGGGGGACUGAGGCCCAAGCCGCCAUUUGCAACCAGACUGUGGAGACCCUGAAGAUUUCCCUGGAAGAGGAGAAGGCUGGGGGCCACAAGCAACAGGAGCUGGUGCAGAAGCUUCAAGAGGACAUCAAGUCAUUGAAUCAGUCGCUGCAGGAGAAAUCCGUGGAGCUGCAGAAGAAAUCCGAGGAGCUGGAGCAACUAAGAAAAGAGAAUGAUGCCUUGGUCUCCGGCAAGGGCCCCACCAAUGCCAAGGGCUCCUCUAACUCCGGGAUCAGCCUCGGUCUCUCCGUGGUCCCUGUGCUCCUGACCCUGAUCCUCCAGGCCCUGCUGGCCUGAGUUCCCAGGAAGCCUGCCGGCAAAGCCAUUCUAACCUGGCUGAGAGUUGUACGCCCUGGGCCAUGGGGAUUAACUGCAGAAUGCAGUCCAC